This is a messenger RNA of Haliotis rubra (blacklip abalone), 4209 nucleotides long. Its product is annotated as transient-receptor-potential-like protein. Gene Ontology annotation, biological process: regulation of cytosolic calcium ion concentration; manganese ion transport; calcium ion transmembrane transport. Gene Ontology annotation, cellular component: membrane; cation channel complex. Gene Ontology annotation, molecular function: inositol 1,4,5 trisphosphate binding; protein binding; store-operated calcium channel activity. The transcript has 10 exons. The record is from RefSeq and is a predicted model, not a curated record. Lineage: Eukaryota; Metazoa; Mollusca; Gastropoda; Lepetellida; Haliotidae.
UGGUGGAGGAAGCAUUUGGAAUUUUAAUGGAGAUGAGCUAUGAAUACUCUGGAGAACCUAACUGUUUGUAGAUCUAGGAACGCUUGGCAGCAAGCCUUACCCUGAGUAACUGUGUGAGUCCUUCCCCCUGGGUGAGGGAACACCUGUGUGCAACUUGCCUCCACCAUGGUGCUGACUGGCUACGGCAGUAAACGAUCAGGUUCGCGUGGUUCGACACGAGCGGUGGACAUCCCCUUGGAAACAAUUAAACACGGAAGUAGGAUGGAUCCCCAAGAGAGGAUAUUUCUGGAUGCUGCAGAAAAGGGAGACAAGCCCACAAUGAUUCGCUGUCUCCAUGGUUCGAAUCCAGUAAAUGUCAACUGUACAGAUAUGUUGGGCCGGUCAGCCAUUCAGAUUGCUGUGGACAAUGAAAACACGGAAAUUGUGGAGCUGCUGUUGAAGCAGGAUGGUGUUAAGAUCGGUGAUGCGUUGUUGUACGCAAUAAGGGAAGGUGUAUAUCGUAUUGUUGAGAUGUUGAUUGAGCAUCCUUCAAUUACACGAGAAAUGCUGGGUUACGAUUGGUCGAAAACACGUCAUAUGGAUGAAGAAAGUUUUGACUACUCUCCAGACAUUUCUCCAGUGAUCUUGGCAGCUCAUUGCAACCAGUUUGAAAUACUGCAACUUUUACUACUCCAUGGUGCAACCAUUGAACGCCCCCAUCAACUGUCAUGCUCCUGCAAGCGAUGUCAAGCACAAGUGCAUGCUGACAGCUUACGACAUUCACUGCUCAGAAUCAAUACCUACCGGGCCUUGGCAAGUCCGGCGUGGAUCUCUCUCACCAGCCCGGACCCGGUACUCACAGCCUUCAUGUUGUCGUGGGAGCUGGACAAACUGGCGCUCCGAGAAAACGAAUUCAAAGACUCGUACCUGCAGCUAGCUCAUCAGUGUCGGAAGUAUGCGUGUGACCUUCUGGACCAGUGUCGCAGUAGUGAGGAGGUGAUUGCUGUCCUGAAUAAGAUGACUGAUGGAGAAGAGGAGGAGGAGGAGGAGGACGACGACGACAAUGAUAAGCUCACCUUGUCCAGAUUAAAACUGGCACUCAAGUAUGAGCAGAAACAGUUUGUAGCUCAUCCACACUGUCAGCAGCUCCUCACGUCCAUCUGGUAUGAGGGACUUCCGGGAUGGAGGAAACGCAACGGCUUCACCAAAUUCCUUAUCUGCAUUGGGCUCAUCCUGCUGCUUCCCUUCAUGGCUGUGUACUACUGGGUCUUCCCACGCAGUAAAAUCGGACAACUCCUUCGGAGUCCCUUCAUGAAGUUCCUUUACCACAGUGCAUCGUUCGGAGUGUUUCUAUUUCUGUUAGUGUGUGCGUCAACAGACAUCAGUACUUCUCACAAGCGGGAGAAAUUCCGUGGAUUACCUCCAUCAGAGUUGGAGUGGAUGAUAGUGCUCUGGGUGACAGGGUUUAUAUGGGCGGAGUGCAAGCAGCUGUGGGAGGAGGGUCUGAAGGCGUAUAUGCGGCAGUGGUGGAAUUGGCUGGACUUUAUCAUGCUGUCGCUUUAUCUGGCAACAUUCUCGCUGCGAUGUGUUGCAUUCCUCCAGAUUGAGUCUGGGAACUACGGCCCUAAAGAACUAGCAAGGAGAGACUGGCCACACAACGAACCUACCCUCAUCUCAGAAUCUUUAUUCGCCAUUGCAAAUGUUUUUAGCUUUGCUCGGAUUAUAUACCUGUUCCAAGCCAAUCAGCAUCUUGGUCCGCUCCAGAUAUCUCUGGGAUGUAUGCUCAUUGACAUUGCCAAGUUUUUGUUCAUCUUCUUCCUGGUGCUCACAUCGUUUGCUUGUGGAAUCAAUCAGCUCUACUGGUACUACUACCCCAGCAACGAAGAUGCAGAAGAUGUCUUCUUCACGUAACUUUCGAUGAAUCAAGGUUUACUUUGGACUUUGUUGACAAGCACAACAGAGUGUCGCGUACAUGGUGGAGCGUUUUUCACAUGAGUACCAUUAGACAGGUUGAUUGUUUUUGGGUUGGUCAGUAAUGGAGUGGGAGGGAGUCACUACGACUGGCAGAACACCUUUACGUGUUUGUUAUCGUGUUUAUCUGUGUUGCUUCAGAACCAUGCUGACAUGGAGUGGAAGUUUUCUCGCUCCAAACUCUGGAUGGGAUAUUUUGAUGAGGGUUCCACCCUCCCCCCUCCCUUCAACCUCAUCAUCAGUCCGAAGUCCAUCUACUAUUUCCUGCGUGGACUUAAGAACAUUUUCUGUUCAUGCUGUCAAGCAAGUCGCAACAGCCAGCGCAAGACGUCGGAGGGAACAAUCAGGUCUAAACAGUCUGUGGGUCCAGUGGAAUAUGAUAUCUACAAGACUGUAGAAAGUGGCAAUCCCUAUGAAAUAGAAGAAAGACCAACCUACAAUGGUGAUGUUCGUGGAGUUAUCCCCCCUCAGCCAGACGCCCUGCAGUAUCAGGAUGUGAUGCGUCGCCUGGUGAGUCGCUACAUCCAUCAGACUAAGAAGCAGCUGCGGCAGGAUGGAGUAAAUGAAGACGACCUGCUCGAGAUCAAGCAGGACAUCUCCAGUCUCCGAUACGAACUGCGAGAAGACAGAAAGCGUGAGUGUGCACGGACCUCAUCACACAUGGACUGCCUCCGCCAAGAUAUAGUCCACACACUGAGAGGUGUUUCACCUACAUCAAGCCCAAGGUUACAUAACCUCCAGAAGGUCAGCUCAAGUACAAGUAUCAGUAACUUUGGCAACAGCUACCAGAACCUCAACAACAACAACAGCUAUGGCAACAACAGCUACCCAAGCAUGCUGUCCCAGCAGGAUCUUGAUUACUUGAAAUGGGAGCUCAUGUCCGGUCUGAGGUCGGAGGUCAAGGAUGCGAUACAGUCCUGUCUCCAGACGCAAACACCCCCUCCCCCAACCCCCAUGAUGUCUAGCAUGGGUUCAGAUCUCUACCACACACACCUGUAUACACAACUGUGAGAUCUGUGUGUGCAUACACCUGUAUACACAACUGUGAGAUCUCUGUAUCCAAACACCUGUAUACACAACUGUGAGAUCUCUGUGUCCACACCUGUAUACACAACUGAGAUCUCUGUAUCCACACACAUGUACACACAACUGUGAGAUCUGUGUGUAUACACAACUGUGAGAUCUCUGUAUCCACACACCUGUAUACGCUCCUGUGAGAUCUCUGUAUCCACACACCCUGUAUCCACAACUGUGAGAUCUCUGUAUCCACACACCUGUAUCCACAACUGUGAGAUCUCUGUAUCCACACACCUGUAUACACAACUGUGAGAUCUCUGUAUCCACACACCUGUAUACGCUCCUGUGAGAUCUCCGUAUCCACACACCUGUAUCCACAACUGUGAGAUCUCUGUAUCCUCACACCUGUAUACACAACUGUGAGAUCUGGGUGUGCACACACCUAUUCACACCUGUGAGAUCUCUGUAUCCACACACCUGUAUACACAAUUGUGAAUUCUGUGUAGCAUAUCCACUUGUCCCCUGUAUGUGAAGCUAAUAAGGUAGACUCGCUAUAUAUUGUUUCUGAUCUUGUCAGAUGUUAUCGCACACAUGUAUAAUUCAUUUGCCAAAAACUUCAAAGAUUUCUUAAUGUCACACUAUGAUGUCUAUUUCAAUGAGCAAACAAGUCUACAGGCUACUCCCACCCCUUGCAGUCUGGACUGAGGAGAGUUUGCUGGGCUGAAACUACAAAACUUGAAAACAUAGCUUACUACCAAAGGCUCGCUCCAGUUUAAAGUGAACAGCAUGUGAUAUACAGGAGAGGGUGUACAAUACACAAGGUGACAUCCAUGAAGUCCCACCUUUUUAUCCCCAUAAUUAAUCAUUAUCACAACGAAAGGCACUCCAAGUUUAUUGUGCUUAUUUCAACAAUGAGCAAGUUUUAGACACAGUUUGGCUCCAUGUUGUUGUUUUUCAAAUUGUAUUCUUUUGAAAUUAAUGGAAAAUAAUGGUGACUAUACGUACAUUAAUGGAGUGAUGUGUAAGUAGUGGAGGUUUUACAUCAAAUGUGUUUCAUGUUAAACAAGGUGUUAGUUUUGUAAUCAGUUGGGUGAGGGCAUGGCUGUUGCCUCCCCUGUAUGUACCGGAUAUCCUAUUAGCAACGGAUACAAUGUUCCUGACCGGCUCACCUGCAGUGUCUGCAAGAUGUCUGUAUACACACAAGUCAACACACACACACACACACCUGAACACACAAGUCAA